Molecule: messenger RNA, 7719 nt
Organism: Emys orbicularis (European pond turtle)
Lineage: Eukaryota; Metazoa; Chordata; Testudines; Emydidae
Gene: BAHCC1
Product: BAH domain and coiled-coil containing 1
Exons: 27
Coding region: 1-7719 (2572 amino acids)
Molecular function (GO): chromatin binding
Source: RefSeq, a predicted model, not a curated record
AUGGACGGCCGCGAGUUCGCGCCCCCGCCUCACCUCCUCGCCGAGCGCGGCAGCGUGGGUCACCGCAGCAGCGCCGGCCGCCUGGCCGCGUCCGGCCACAGCCCCGUGCAGCACCCGGGCCACUUCCAGCCGGGCAAGUUCUACCCCGCGCCCAUCUCCAUGGCGGCGCACACAGCAGGGAGUGGAUUGAUGGGGAACACGCCCGCCUCAUCCUUCAUGGGCAGCUUCCUCACCAGCAGCCUGGGCUCGGCCGCCCCCACGCACCCCACGGGCCCCGCCUCGUCCCCCUCGGAGCCGGCCUACCGGGGCCCGCACUCCGGCACCUCCCAGAUCUGGUUCUCGCACUCCCACGAAGCUCCGGGGUACCCCAGGUUCUCGGGGAGUCUGGCCUCCACCUUCCUGCCCAUGAGCCAUUUGGAUCACCAUGGAAACAGCAACGUCCUCUACGGCCAGCAUCGGUUCUACGAAAGCCAGAAAGCAGAUAACUUCUACCUGCGGAACCUGCCGGCCCAGCCCACCCUGCUGUCAGCCAACCACAACUUCCCCACCAUUGCCCGAGCAGCCCCCGGCCACCCCAUCGGGUCCUGCAGCCGUGACCGCGAGGCCAGCCACGGGCAGAAGAGCCACAAGGAAUACGACCGCUACCUCCUGGCCAAGGAGAAGGCGGGCAAGGGGGAGGCCAAGGAGAGGCUGGGGGAGGAGGACGUGAAGGAGCGGCACAAGCUGGUGCUGCCCAUGAUGCCCGAGGGGCACUGUAAGGAGGGGGUCCACCAGAGGAGCUCGUGCGAGAACCGGGCCAAGCACCUCAACUCCUGCCUGCUGAACUCCAAAAUGCUCAAUGGCGACGCCCACAAGGCCGUGCUGCCCAGCUGCACGGGCGGCGCCCUGCCCCGCCACGCCGGCAUGGCCCAGAGCCGCUGCCCCAAGGACAUGCUGAGGUCGGAGCGGGAGCUGGCUCCCCACGAGUCACCCCAGCCCUACAGCGAGUGCCUGGAGCGGCGCCAGAUGCUGCACCACUCGGUCUCCUACACCGUCCCGUCCAGCCUGCCCGCCAUCCCGCCCCCGCUCAGCACCUCGGCCGCCACCUUCCCCUGCCUGCAGCUCCACUCCAGCCCCGACGGGCUGUGCCCCUUGCAGGACAAAGCCGGGCGGGAGCUGAAGCUCAGCGGGGCCACGUUCGUGCCGUCGGUGGGACACUUGACCGACAAGAGCAGGUCUUUCCAGGUGGCGGCCGAGGCCUGCAGCCUGGAGCGCGGCGAGGCCAAGGAAAGGCACGAGAUGGGCUCGGAGCACACGGGCGCCUACGGGAACUCCUUCCACCAUCUCAAGGCGGAGGGCAAGGCGGAGCGGAGGCUGGAGUGGGCGCAGAGCUCCAACGCCCGGCUGAAAGGCCUGGAGUACCUGAACAGCGCCGGCUCCGAGGCCCCCUUCCCCAGCCUGCCCCAGGCGCCCAAGGGUGGCCUGGAGAAAGGCAGCUACUUCGAGAUGGCGCCGUCUCAGGACUGCUCCCGCGCCAGCCACCAGGACGCCCUGUGCGUCAAACUCAGCCAGUCCUGCUGCACUUUAGACAAGAGCUCCAAGGAGUGCCAGGGCCAGAGCGCGCAGAAGGUGGCGCGGAUACGGCACCAGCAGCACGUCCCCCCGGAGCUGGAGCUGGCGGGGAGCGGCUCCGAGGCCAGGAGGAAGGCGAUGGGCUACAAUGGAGCCCCUCUGCCCCCCUGGGGCGUGCAGGGGCAAGGCGCGCCCAUGUCCAUGGGCGAGGAGAGGAAGAGCUCCUAUCUCGACCCCUUCAGCACCAGUUUGCAGCAGGCUGCGCUGAUGACUCAGGGCUCGGUGCUGAGCCAGGACAUGCAGAACCCCCCCGACGAGGUGUCGGCCAUGAAGAACCUGCUGAAAUACAGCAACCAAGCACUUACCGUGGGCCAGAAGGCCCCCUUCGUGGGGCUGGGCACCGUCAAGGGCAGCUGCGCUCAGCAGGACGGGAAAUUCCAGGCAGGGAAAGGGCAGCAGGAGCUGGAGCGGCCGGACUGCGCCCGCAGCAGAGACCAUGAGCUGGCCCACGGGGAGGGCGAGGUGCGGCAGCCACCCGUGGGCAUCGCUGUGGCGGUGGCGCGACAGAAGGACACACUGAGCCGGCCGGAGCCCUCGUACGGCACCAACUCCAGCCGGCAGAACAGGGUGACCAUGGGCCUGAAAGCCGGCUCAGCACGACCCAUGCACGUCAUCGACCUGGAGGCGGAGGAGGAGCGGAGCCGCCUGUGCGAGGAGCGGCUGGGGAUCACGGGCCGAGAGCUUCUUCUCCAGGAGAACAAGGACCUUGUGGACUUUGCCAGGAUCCACCCAUCCAGCGGCUGCCCGGGCGACCUCACCCCCCACCUCAUGAUCGCAGGCGGCUCCUCCCUCCAGGCCGGCCAGUUGGGAGGGGACCCCGCAGCCCACGCGCACCCGGCCCACACGCACUGGCUGCCCCGGACGCGCAGCCCCUCCAUCUGGAUGGGGGGGCACUCGUACGGCAUCAGCCACCCGGCCUUGCAUCAGAACCUGCCGCCCGGCUUCCCAGCCUCCAUGCCCAGCACCAUGCAGUCCGUGUUCCCCCUUCCCCAGGAUCCCCCAGCGCAGCUCGUCAUCCUGCCCACGGAGCCGUCAGCCCACGGCGCCCCGCACACGCUGGCUGAUGUUAUGGACCAGGCCUCGCUGUGGCCGCCCAUGUACCCGGGCCGGGGCCCCAGCUCCCACCUGCAGCACGCGGGCCAGCUCCCCGUCUACUCGCGCUCGCAAUUCCUCCGGCAGCAGGAGCUCUACGCCCUGCAGCAGCAGCAGCGGGCGGCCCAGGCGCUGGAGCUGCAGAGGCAGUCGCAGAUCCAGCGGAAGGUGGAGGAGCAGCCUGCUGAGCUGGAGGAACCAGGCCCCGAGAAGCCCCUCAAGCCGUCCCAUAAACCAGUUGCCUUAACGCCCCCCACCAAGGGCCUCUCCUCGCCGGCCCCCUGCCCUGCCAAGCUCUCACCCUGCUGCCACUCGCCCGCCCUGCGGCACCCAUCGAAAUGCCCCUCGGCGCAUCCUGCCGCCCCCUGCACUUUACCCGUCUGCCCGGCGCCCAGCUCGGCCGUUGCCCCGCGCUCCCCGCCCGCCAGCCCCAGCCCCUCGCCCAGCUCCAAGAGCAACGAAGCGGAAGACAAGCGGGUGGAGGGGCAGCCGCCCCGGGGCUACCCCAAGUCGCUGGAGCCAGACCUGCCGCCUGGAUACAGCUACCCCGCCGUCAGCAUGGGCUACUCCUCGCCGCUGGCCGUGCACGCCGCCGAGCCGGCUGACCCCGACACUAUGCAAAGCGUCUCCCCGGCGGCCGAGCCCGAGCAGUCCCGGACGUUCCCUCCCACGGAGGAGCCGUGCCGGGCCAGCGCCGCAGCCGUGCUGGAGGAGGCCGGGCGGGCGGUGCCGGGUGCCACGGCCGAGCCCAAGGCCCAGGCUGCCAUGGGCCAGCAUCUCCACCACCUCCUCCUCCCCCCGGGGCAGGCCUCCGGGGAGCUGGUGGGGGCAGCGACGGGGCGGGGCCCGGCGGAGGAGCUGGGAGAGACGCCCUACAGCCCAAUGCUGGGGGGGCCCGGCUUGGCCUCGGCUCAGGGAGCUCCGGAGGAGAGCGGGGGCCUGGAGGAGCAGCCGGGGGCAGCGCAGCUCACAGGGGCACCGGCAGGCUCCCCCCCGAAGGCCUCGGAGGGCGUAGCCGGGGAGGAGCAGGCGGCAGGGCGGGAGGCCGGCUGCGAAGAGGAGCAGGAAGGCGACUCCCUGAGCCUCCUGCGGGCGGGCAGCGGCCUCCAGGGCCCCCUGAGCGGGCUGGACGCACUGAUCAUCGCGGGCAUCGACCUGGGAGACCUCCCUGCCCUGAGCCCGCCCAGCGCGGCCCCCCCAGCGGCUCCCCCCUUGCCCUGCCCGUGCAGCUCAGGGAUCACCCUGCUCAGCGAACUGGCCGACCUGGAGCUCCAGCGGCAGAGGUGCGACGCGGCGGUGGGAGCGGAGGAUGAAGACUUGGUGGCUGUUAACCUUCGGAGCCUGGCGACCAUCGCUGCCCUGGUGGAGGCGGCCGGCGAGGAGAGCAGCCCACCCUGCCUCAGCCCCCUGGCGGCCCCCCUGGCCCCCCGCGCACGGGGCCUGCGACGGAAAUACACCUGGACCCCCAAAACCAAACCCGUCUGCCCCCUGAAGGCCGCCAUUGAGCAGCUGGACACGCAGGAGGUGGAGAUGCGGCUGCGGCUGGCGGAGCUGCAGCGCCGCUACAAGGAGAAGCAGCGGGAGCUGGUGAAACUGCAGCGACGGCAUGACCAUGAGCACGACGAGAGCUCGCGGAGUCCGGCGCGGCGCGGCCCGGGGCGGCCGAGGAAACGGAAGCACUCCAGCAUGCUCGGCACCCUGCGGCAGAACAACGCGCUCAGCAGGGCUGACGGCAGGAAAGUCAAGGCCGUGAAGACCAGCCUGUCCCUCCUGUGCGCGGAGCUGCGGAGCGACGGCGAGCCCAAGAAGAAGCGGAGCAGGAUUGCCGAGGCGGCCUACAGCAGCCUCAAGGGCGCCCAGGACAAGGUGCGGUGCAAGAAAAGCGCUGCCAAGGCAGCUCACAAGGUCUCCCAGCUGAAGCAGAAAGUGAAGAGCAAAGGGCUCCCAGCCGGCAUCAGCCCCUUCCGCAGGAAAGAACCCAGCCCCGGCAGCCGGAUCCAGAAGAAACUCUCCAGGGCCAAGAGCACCAAAGCCGCGGCCUCCACCAAGUACCCGCAGCCGGACCCGGCCAGCCGGGAGACUUCUCACUUCAAAGCCACGCCCAGCCCGGGGGCAGCCGGUGCAGAUGCAGACUACGAGAGCGAGGACGGUGCCGCCCUGUCGCCUGACGAGACCCUGCCCCCCGCCGUGGUCGGGCCCUCCCCAUCCUCGGUGGUGAAGAUGGAGGCCAAUCAGAAGGCGAAGAAGAAAAAGGAAAGGCAGGGGUUGCUAGGGCCUUGUCGAAUCUCCAGCCCAGAGGGCGAAGUCAAGAUCAAGCGGCGCCCAGGGAAGCCUGGCGCAGGGAAGCUGGAGAAAGUGCCCGCCAAGAGGAAGACGGGGGCCUGCGAGGGGACCGCCAAGAAGAAGCUGAAGGGGAAUCCCAAGGAGAGCCUGCGGCAGCUGGUGCAAUCCGGCGCGGGCAGCCUGGCAGCCAGCAACAGCCCCUUCCCCGGCACCGACGCCAGACAGUUCACACCCAGGGAGGAUGGGGCCAAGAUUUCCAGCGAGCGCCUGAAGAAAGCCACGCGCAAGAGCAAGGUGCUGCAGUCGGCCCUGCGGCGGAAGAACGGGGCGCUGGCCCUGGCCCUCUCGCCCAGGAAUGCUAAAACCAUCCUCAGCAAAGGCAAGAAGCUGGGCAAGGUGAAGAGCAAGGUGGCCACCAAACAGUGCAAGGGGCGGGCGGUCAGUAAGCUGCUGGAGAGCUUCACCGUGGAGGACGACUUCGAGUUUGAUGACAACAGCAGCUUCUCAGAAGAGGAGGAGAGCCCUCGGCUGGGGGCUGAGCAGGGCGCAGCCCACGCGCACUCCUGUACUAUCCGCAAGGAGGACCUGCGGGACGGCCUGCGCGUGCUCAUCCCCAAGGAGGACAGUCUGCUGUACGCCGGCAGCGUCAAGACCCUGCAGCCUCCGGACAUCUACAGCGUUGUGAUCGAGGGGGAGAGAGGGAACCGCCAGCGGAUCUACUCCCUGGAGCAGCUCCUGCAGGAAGCCGUGCUGGACAUCAGACCCCAGUCCAGCCACCACCUCCCGCCAGGCGCCAGGGUGUGCGCGUACUGGAGCCAGAAAUCCCGCUGCCUCUACCCGGGCAACGUGGUGCGAGGGCCCUCCAGCGACGAGGAGGAGGAGGAGGAGGACCUGGACUCGGUGGUGGUGGAGUUUGACGACGGGGACACAGGCCACAUCUCGGUAUCCAACAUCCGCCUGCUGCCCCCGGACUACCAGAUCCAGUGCACGGAGCCCUCCCCUGCCCUGCUGGUAUCCAGCACAUGCCGACGGACGAAGCGGUCCUCCAGCGACGCCCCCCCGCCCAGCGAGGCGGUCCCCAGCCUGUGUGUGGAUGGGCGUGACAGCGCCGAGCCAGCCAAGAACGCCAGCAAGAAGGCCACUAGCAAAGAGAAAGCCGGUAAAGCCGAUGUGCUGGCCCUGGGUGCCAAGGCGCUGCCGCCGGCUGAUCACUUCCUGGGCCGGCGUGGCAGCCCCCUGCUGAGCUGGUCGGCGGUGGCCCAGGCCAAGCGGAAGGCGGCCAGCAAGAACCCAGCCGUGCUGCAGAACCUCUUCCAGUUCAACGGCAGCAGCAAGAAACUGCGGGCCAAAGAGGCCCUCUUCCCCAUGCACAGCGUGGCCGCCCCCGUCUUCGGCAACGGCUUCGGUUCUGACUCCUUCAGCAGGAUCGCCAGCUCCUACGCCUCCUUCGGCGCCGGCGCUGGCCUGGUGCUGCCCAGCCCCCAGAAGCUCCUGCGGGCCAAGAAGGUGGAGAGGCUGGAGGCGGAGGUGGGCAAGGGGGGCAGGAGGAAGUCGGGCAGCGAGUACCUGGUCAAGCUGGACCACGAGGGCGUGACGUCCCCCAAGAACAAGAACUGCAAGGCCCUGUUGAUGAGCGACAAGGGCUUUGGGCCCAAGCUGGAGAGGCCCCUGCCCAGCCAUGGCUACGCCCACCCAGCUCUGGUGGGCAAGGACAAAAAGGGGCGGGCCCCCAUACACCAGCUGCCCAUGGGGCUGGCGCUGCGCAAGUACUCGGGCCAGGCCGACUACGCCUUGAACUGUGACAGCGACUGCCACAGCUCCUACUCCGACGAGGACGAGGAGACUGGUGGGCUAGGCGCCAACGUGCCCUCGCGCUUCAUGACGCGCCUCUCGGUCUCCUCCUCCUCCUCCGGCUCCUCCACCUCCUCCUCCUCCGGCUCCAUCUCCACCUCCAGCCUGUGCUCCUCGGACAACGAGGACUCCUCCUACAGCUCCGACGACGAGGACUCCACCCUGCUGCUGCAGACCUGCCUCACCCACCCCGUGCCCACCCUGCUGGCACAGUCCCAGGCCCUGCGUUCCAAGAGCAGCGCCCCGCAGAGGUGCUACAUCGCCAAGGCCGCCGCCGCCAGCGCCAAGGCCAAGCUGAAGCGCAAGGAGGCCCUGAGCUUCUCCAAAGCCAAAGAGUUCUCCCGGAGGCAGCGGCUGCCGUCGGUGGAAAAUCGGCCAAAGAUCUCCGCUUUCCUGCCAGCGCGGCAGCUCUGGAAGUGGUCGGGGAACCCCACACAGAGAAGGGGCAUGAAGGGCAAGGCCCGGAAGCUGUUCUACAAAGCCAUCGUGCGGGGCAAGGAGACGCUGCGCAUUGGCGACUGCGCCGUGUUCCUCUCGGCCGGCCGGCCCAACCUGCCCUACAUCGGGCGCAUCGAGAGCAUGUGGGAGUCGUGGGGCAGCAACAUGGUGGUGAAGGUGAAGUGGUUCUACCACCCCGAGGAGACCAAGCUGGGCAAGCGGCAGAGUGACGGCAAGAACGCGCUGUACCAGUCGUGCCACGAGGACGAGAACGACGUGCAGACCAUCUCGCACAAGUGCCAGGUGGUGGGGCGGGAGCACUACGAGCAACUGACCAGGAGCAAGAAGUACCAGGACCGCCAGGACCUCUAUUACCUAGCGGGGACCUACGACCCCACGACGGGCCGGCUGGUGACUGCCGACGGCGUCCCCAUCCUGUGCUGA